GGAAACUAUGAUGAAACUCCUGGCCAGAGCAAAGCCGGCAAAUCUGGCGCUUCCUCUCCUCCCCCCUCCCUGUUGUCAGGAGGGCGUGUGGUGCCCGGGAGGGGCUGCCGAGCCCCUGGCGCCCAUAUCCGCGUGUGUGUCACAGCCAGGGAGUGAGCGGGCAUGCCCCCCCCAGGCCUGAGCGGGGGUGGAGCUGCUGUCACUCGCCAGUGCGCGGCUGCUCGGUCUGAGCCAGGCCGGGAGGGAGGCGCGCUUCUCCGGCUGCCUCUGCCGAGAGGGCUGUUCCUGGCUGUGUGCUGCCCGUGCCCCGCGCCGUGCCCGCCAUGGUGGCAGGGAUGCUGAUGCCGCUGGAGCGGCUGCAGGCCAUCUACGAGCUGCUCUUCCGCGAGGGCGUGAUGGUGGCCAAGAAGGACAAGCGGCCGCAGAGCUUCCACCCGCAGCUGCCCGGCGUCACCAACCUGCAGGUGAUGCGGGCCAUGGGCUCGCUCCGGUCGCGAGGCCUGGUGCGCGAGACCUUCGCCUGGCGCCACUGCUACUGGUACCUGACUAACGAGGGCAUCUGCCACCUGCGCCAGUACCUGCACCUGCCACCUGAGAUCGUGCCCGCCUCCCUGCAGCGCAUUCGCUGCCCCGUGGCCAUGGCCAUGCGGCGCCCCGCUGCGGGCCCCCGGGUGCAGACGGUGCUGGGCCUGACCAGCUGCCCUCCCAAACGCCAGGCGGGCAGCGACUCGCGCCAGGCGUACCGCAGGAGAGAGGAGACCCAGGAGCAGCACGUGGAGGCUGCCUCAGCAGGGGGAGUGUCCAGGCCGGCCCCGGAACCCAGCCCUGCCCCAGAUGAGCGAGACCGGGUCCAGAAGAAAACCUUCACCAAAUGGGUCAACAAGCACCUCAUCAAGGCUCAGCGCCAUGUCAGCGACCUGUACGAGGACCUGCGGGAUGGCCACAACCUCAUCUCGCUGCUGGAGGUGCUCUCAGGGGACACGCUGCCCCGCGAGAAGGGGCGAAUGCGCUUCCAUAAGCUGCAGAAUGUGCAGAUUGCCCUGGAUUACCUGAAACACCGGCAGGUGAAGUUGGUGAACAUCCGUAAUGAUGACAUCGCCGACGGCAACCCCAAGCUCACGCUGGGCCUCAUCUGGACCAUCAUCCUCCACUUCCAGAUCUCGGACAUCCAGGUGAGUGGGCAGUCCGAGGACAUGACGGCCAAGGAGAAGCUGCUGCUGUGGUCACAGCGCAUGGUGGAGGGCUACCAGGGCCUGCGCUGCGACAACUUCACCACCAGCUGGCGGGACGGGCGUCUCUUCAACGCCAUCAUCCACCAUCACAAGCCCAUGCUCAUCGACAUGAACAAGGUGUAUCGCCAGACCAACCUGGAGAACCUGGACCAGGCCUUCACCGUGGCCGAGCGGGACUUGGGGGUGACGCGCCUGCUGGACCCUGAAGAUGUGGACGUGCCCCAGCCGGACGAGAAGUCCAUCAUCACCUAUGUCUCAUCGCUGUACGACGUUAUGCCCCGCGUGCCCGACGUGUCGGUCGGCCUCAAGGCCAAUGAGCUGCAGCUGCGGUGGCAGGAGUACCGUGAGGUGGUGACGGCGCUGCUACAGUGGAUUCGCAGUCACACUGUCAUCUUCGAGGAGCGCAAGGUGCCGGCCAGCUACGAGGAGAUUGAGCUCCUGUGGCGCCAGUUCCUGAAGUUCAAGGAAACCGAGCUCCCAGCCAAGGAGGCCGACAAGAACCGCUCCAAGGUCAUUUACCAGUCGCUGGAGGGCACGGUGCAGGCCGGGCAGCUGCAAGUGUCCCCCGGCUACCACCCCCUGGACGUGGAGAAGGAGUGGGGCAAGCUGCACGUCGCCAUUCUGGAGCGCGAGAAGCUGCUUCGUGCUGAGUUUGAGAGGCUGGAGCAGCUGCAGCGCAUCGUCAGCAAGCUGCAGAUGGAGUCGGGGGUGUGCGAGGAGCAGCUGAACCAGGCCGACACCCUGCUGCAGUCGGACGUCCGGCUGCUGAAUGCUGGGAAGCAGCCGCAGAAGGCGGCCGAGAUCGAGCGGGACCUGGACAAGGCGGAUGCCAUGAUCCGCCUGCUCUUCAAUGAUGUGCAGGCCCUGAAGGACGGGCGCCACCCGCAGGGCGAGCAGAUGUACCGCAGGGUGUACCGCCUGCACGAACGCCUGGUCGCCAUCCGCACCGAGUACAACCUGCGCUUGAAGUCGGGCUCCCUGCAGCCUACCCAGGUGGCCCUGCCCCUUGGCCAGCGGCCCCGGCAGGAGCUGGAUGACGUCACACUGCGCUACCUGCAGGACCUGCUGGCCUGGGUGGAGGAGAACCAGAGGCGGCUCAACAGUGCCGAGUGGGGCGUGGACCUGCCCACAGUGGAGUCGCAGCUGGGCAGCCACCGGGGCCUGCACCAGUCCAUCGACGAGUUCCGGGCCAAGAUCGAGCGGGCGCGGGCUGACGAGGUGAGGCGGGAGGAGGCGCUAGGCAGGACAGGGUGCUAUCCCGCGCCCCCGCCCCACGCCCAUGUAUGCCCCCAGAACGCCUCCAAGGCACGGCUGCGGCACCUGGAGAGCCUGCAGGCCUUCGUGAGCGCCGCCACCCGGGAGCUGAUGUGGCUGAACGAGAAGGAAGAGGAGGAGGUGAACUAUGACUGGAGCGAUCGAAACCCCAACAUGACGGCCAAGAAGGAGAACUACUCGGGGCUGAUGCGGGAGCUGGAGCUGCGGGAGCGCAAGAUAAAGGAGAUCCAGACCACAGGGGACAGGCUGCUGCACGAGGAGCACCCGGGCAGGCAGACCGUGGAGGCCUUCCAGGCGGCUCUGCAGACCCAGUGGAGCUGGAUGCUCCAGUUGUGCUGCUGCAUCGAGGCCCAUCUGAAGGAGAACACGGCCUACUUCCAGUUCUUCUCAGACGUGAAGGAGGCAGAGGAGUUCCUGAGAAAGACUCAGGAGAGCAUGAAGAAGAAAUACUCGUGCGACCGCACCAUCACCGUGACACGCCUCGAGGACCUGCUACAAGACGCCCUUGUAAGUGACGCCCUCCCCGGCUGCUGGGUGCCCUCACGAGAGUCAAUCCCUAUUCCCGUCCCGCCACAGAGGCAGAAGCUCCAUGGGUCCCCCACGGUCUUGUGGUGCUGUUGGGGGCUGGGCCCCGAGUGCCAGGGAGCCCUGCCCUCCAACCAGCCAUGCAGGCUGAGCUCACUGGUUCUCGCUCUCCCCAGGCUGGACGUCAGCCACCAGCACGUGGUGACACUGUGGCACCAGCUGCACGUGGAUAUGAAGAGCCUCCUGGCCUGGCAGUACCUGGUCCGGGACAUCCAGCAGAUCCAGUCCUGGUCCGUGCUCAUGUUCCGGAUGCUGCAGCCUGAGGAUUACCGGCAGACGCUGCGCAGCCUGGAGACCCAUUUCCAGGAGUUCAUGCGUGACAGUCAGGACUCACAGAGCUUCCUGCCGGACGACCGGCUGCAGAUGGAGCGCGAGUACAGGGCCUGCACCCAGAAAUACGAGCACCUGCUGCACAGCCUGGAGAAAGGGGAGCAGGAUGAGUCCAUGUGCAAGAGCUACAUUUCCCAGCUGAAGGACAUCCAGCUGCAGCUGGAGGGCUGCGAGUCCCGCACUGUCCACAAGAUUCGGGCGCCCCUCGACAAGGACCCGGUCAAGGAGUGUGCCCAGCGCAUCAGUGAGCAGCAGCAAAUCCAUGUGGAGCUGGAGGGCAUCCGGAGGAGCCUGGAGAAGGUGAGCGAGAAGACGGAGAAGGUGCUGGCCCAGCCGGAGCACUCGAGCUCGGCCCCUGUCCUGCGCUCGGAGCUGGAGAUCACUCUUCAGAAGAUGGACCAGGUGUACAGCCUCUCCACUAUCUACCUGGAGAAGUUGAAGACCAUCAACCUGGUGAUCCGCAGCACGCAGGGGGCAGAGGAGCUGGUCCAGAGGUACGAGGAGCAGCUGAAGGAGGUGCAGGCUGUGCCCUCCGACCUCAAGGAACUAGAGGCUAACAAGGCAGAGCUGAAGAGGCUGCGUGGGCAGGUGGAAGGGCACCAGCCCCUCUUCAGCACCCUGCAGUCAGAUCUGGACAAGGCCAAGGACGUCAAUGAGCGGAUGGUGAGAGGCCACAGCGAGCGGGAUGUGGACCUGGACCGGUACCGGGAGCGGAUCCAGCAGCUCCUGGAGCGCUGGCAGGCCGUGCUGACCCAGAUCGACCUGCGCCAGCGCGAGCUGCAGCAGCUGGGCCGUCAGCAGCGCUACUACCACGAGAGCUACGAAUGGCUCAUCCGUUGGAUCCAGGAUGCGAAGCAAAGGCAGGAGCAGAUCCAAUCGGUGCCCGUCACGGACAGCAAGAGUGUGCGGGAGCAGCUCCUGCAGGAGAAGAAACUCUUGGAGGAGUGCGACCGGAACCGGGAGAAGGUGGACGAGUGCCAGAGAUAUGCCAAGCAGUACAUCGAUGCCAUCAAGGAUUAUGAGCUGCAGUUGGUGACGUACAAAGCCCAGGUGGAACCCGUGGCUUCCCCAGCCAAGAAACCCAAAGUGCAGUCUGCGUCUGACAGCGUGAUCCAGGAGUAUGUGGACCUGCGGACGCAGUACAGCGAGCUGACCACUCUCACCAGCCAGUACAUUAAGUUCAUCAGCGAGACCCUGCGGCGACUGGAGGAGGAGGAGAAAGCCGUGGAGAAGCUGAAGGAGCAGGAGAGGAAGCGGCUGGCGGAGGUGGAGGCCCAGCUGGAGAAGCAGAAGCAGCUGGCUGAGGCGCAUGCCAAAGCCAAAGCGCAGGCUGAGAAGGAGGCGCUGGAGCUGCAGCGCCGCAUGCACGAGGAGGUCUCCAAGAGGGAGGUGGUGGCUGUGGACGCCGAACAGCAGAAGCAGAACAUCCAGCAGGAACUGAUGCAGCUGAAGCAGAAUUCGGACACCCAGAUCAAAUCCAAGGACAAGCUGAUCGAGGAGGUGGAGUACAGCCGCAGGAAGGUGGAGGAGGAGAUCCACAUCAUCCGCCUGCAGCUCGAGACCUCUGAGAAGCAGAAGUCCAGUGCGGAGACUGAACUGCGGGAGCUGCGGGCCCGGGCGGAGGAGGCUGAGCGGCAGAAGAAGCUGGCCCAGGAGGAGGCCGAGCGCCUGCGCAAGCAAGUGAAGGAAGAGACGCAGAAGAAGCGAGAGGCAGAGGAAGAGCUGAAUCGCAAGGUACAGGCAGAGAAGAAUGCGGCCCGGGAGAAACAGAAGGCCAUGGAGGACCUGGAGAAGCUGCGCAUGCAGGCGGAGGAGGCAGAGAGGAGGAUGAAACAGGCUGAGCUGGAGAAGGAGCGGCAGAUCCAAGUGGCUCAGGAAAUGGCGCAGAAGAGCGCAGAGACCGAGCUGCAGAGCAAGCGCCUGUCCUUCGCAGAGAAGACAGCCCAGCUGGAGAUGUCCCUGAAGCAGGAGCACAUCACAGUCACUCAUCUGCAGGAGGAGGCAGAGCGCCUGAAGAAGAAGCAGCUGGAGGCAGAGAAAUCCAGGGAGGAGGCAGAGAAGGAGCUGGAGAAAUGGCGGCAGAAGGCGAACGAGGCCCUGCGCCUCCGGCUGCAGGCAGAGGAGGUGGCUCACAAGAAGACCCUGGCUCAGGAGGAAGCUGAGAAGCAGAAGGAGGAUGCAGAGAGGGAGGCCAGGAAGAGGGCGAAGAUGGAGGAGUCAGCCCUGCGGCAGAAGGAGCUGGCUGAGGAGGAGCUGGAGAAGCAGAGGAAGCUGGCAGAGGGCACCGCCCAGCAGAAGUUCUCGGCUGAGCAAGAGCUGAUCCGACUGAAGGCGGAGAUGGAGAACCGGGAGCAGCAACGCCUGCUGCUGGAAGAGGAGCUCUUCCGCCUGAAGAAUGAGAUCAGUGAGGCCAUUCAUAAGAGGAAGGAGGUGGAGGAGGAGCUGGCCAAGCUGCGUGCUGAGAUGGAGAUCCUUUUGCAGAACAAGGCCAAGGCCGAGGAGGAUUCCCGUUCCACCAGCGAGAAGUCCAAGCAGAAACUGGAAGCCGAGGCCAGCAAGCUACGGGAGCUGGCUGAGGAGGCGGCUCGGCUGCGUGCCCUGUCAGAGGAGGCCAAGCGGCAGCGGCAACUGGCCGAGGAGGAGGCGGCCCGACAGCGAGCCGAGGCAGAGAGGAUCCUGAAGGAGAAACUGGCCGCCAUCAGUGAGGCCUCCCGGCAGAAGACAGAAGCAGAGAUCGCCCUGAAAGAGAAGGAGGCAGAGAAUGAGCGGCUGAGGCGGCUGGCGGAGGACGAGGCCUACCAGCGCAAGCUGCUGGAAGAGCAGGCAGCCCAGCACAAGCACGACAUUGAGGAGAAGAUCACCCUGCUGAAGAAGUCCUCCGACACCGAGCUAGAGCGGCAGAAGAGCAUCGUGGAUGAUACACUGAAGCAGCGGCGCAUCAUCGAGGAGGAGAUCCGCAUCCUCAAGAUCAACUUUGAAAAGGCAUCAGCGGGCAAGACAGACCUGGAGCUGGAGCUGAGCAAGCUCAAGAGCAGUGCGGAGGAGAUUCAGCGCAGUAAGGAGAAGGCCGAGCAGGAGGCUGAGAAGCAGCGGCAGCUGGCCCUGGAGGAGGAGAACCGCCGCAGGGAGGCUGAGGAGAAGGUGAAGAAGAUCUUGGCUGCGGAGCAGGAAGCUGCCCGGCAGCGCAAGGUGGCCCUGGACGAGGUGGAGCGCCUGAAAGCCAAGGUGGAGGAGGCCAAGAGGCAGAAGGAGCUGGCGGAAAAGGAGUCAGAAAGGCAGAUCCAGCUGGCCCAGGAAGCAGCUCAGAAGAGAAUUCAGGCCGAGGAGAAGGCCCACCUGGCUGCUGUGCAGCAGAAGGAGCAGGAGCUGCUGCAGACGAGGCGCCAGGAACAGAACAUCCUGGACAAGCUGAGAGAAGAGGCCGAGAAGGCAAAGAAAGCGGCAGAGGAGGCAGAGUUUGCACGUGUCAAGGCUGAGCAGGAUGCAACCCUGUCCCGUCAGCAGGUGGAGGAGGCAGAGCGCCUGAAGCAGCGAGCUGAGGAGGAGGCUCAGGCCAAAGCCAGAGCCCAGGAGGAUGCUGAGAAGCUCAGGAAGGAGGCUGAGCUGGAGGCGGCUAAGCGGGCCCAAGCUGAGCAGGCGGCUCUGAAGCAAAAGCAGCUGGCUGACGCCGACAUGGAAAAGCACAAGAAGUUUGCAGAGCAGACGCUGAGGCAGAAGGCCCAGGUGGAGCAGGAGCUGACCAAGGUCAAGCUGCAGCUGGAGGAGACGGACCACCAAAAGUGUAUCCUGGACGAGGAGCUGCAGCGGCUGAAGGAGGAGGUGAUGGACGCCAUGAGGCAGAAGGCCCAGGUGGAGGAAGAGCUCUUCAAGGUGAAGAUCCAGAUGGAAGAGCUGAUCAAACUGAAGACCCGGAUCGAGGAGGAGAACAAGGUGCUGAUCCUGAAGGACAAGGACAACACCCAGAAGUUCCUGGUGGAGGAGGCUGAGAAGAUGAAGCUCGUGGCGGAGGAGGCUGCUCGCCUGAGUGUGGAGGCACAGGAGGCUGCCCGCAUGCGGAAGCUGGCAGAGGACGACCUGGCGCAGCAGCGGGCACUGGCUGAGAAGAUGCUGAAGGAGAAGAUGCAGGCAGUGCAGGAGGCCACGCGGCUGAAGGCGGAGGCAGAGAUGCUGCAGAGGCAGAAGGACCUAGCUCAGGAGCACGCCAAGAAGCUCCAGGAGGACAAAGAGCAGAUGCAGCAGCGCCUGACUGAGGAGACUGAGGGCUUCCAGAAACUCCUGGAGGCUGAGCGCAAGCGGCAGCUGGAGAUCAUGGCCGAGGCCGAGCGCCUCAAGCUGCACGUGACGGAGAUGAGCAUGGCCCAGGCCAAGGCAGAGGAGGACGCGAAGCGGUUCAAGAAGCAGGCGGAGGAGAUCAGUGAGAAGCUGCACAAGAUGGAGCUGACCACCCAAGAGAAGAUGACGCUGGUCCACACGCUGGAGAUCCAGAGGCAGCAGAGUGACAGGGACGCGGAGAAUCUGAAGAGAGCGAUCGCUGAGCUGGAGAGGGAGAAGGAGAAGCUGAAGCGGGAGGCAGAGCUGCUGCAGCAGAGAUCAGAAGAGAUACAGACGGCUCAGCAGGAGCAGCUCCGUCAAGAGACACAGAUACUCCAGCAGAGCUUCUUAACGGAGAAGGAUAGCCUGCUUCAGAAAGAGAGGUUCAUUGAGGAAGAGAAAGCUAAGCUGGAGAAACUCUUCAAAGAUGAGAUGAACAAAGCUGAGAACCUGAAGGCAGAGCAGGAGCGGCAGCAGAAGCAGAUGGAGCAGGAGAAACAGCAGCUGAAGGCCACCUUGGACGAUGCAAAGAAGCAGCAGAAAGAGGCGGAGAAAAAUGUCCAGCGUAAGCAGGAGGAGCUGCAGCAGCUGGAAAAGCAGCGGCAGCAGCAAGAGAAACUCCUUGCAGAGGAAAACCAGAAGCUAAGGGAGAAACUGGAACAGCUACAAGAGGAGCAUAGGGCUGCGCUGGCCCAGACUCGAGAGAUCAUGAUCCAAACAGAUGACAUUCCCGAAGAUGCAGUGAUUUUGCCUACCCAGCUGACUCCGACCAAAGCGGUGCCCAAUGGCAGAGACGCCAUGGAUGGCCUGGCUCAGAACGGGGAGCCAGAGUUUGCAUUUGAUGGCAUCCGGCAGAAGGUGUCUGCGGAGAAGCUGGUUGAGGCUGGCAUCCUGGGCAAAGAGAUCUUAGACAAGUUGGUGAAAGGGACGGUGACUGUGACUGAGGUUGCGCAGCGGGAUGACCUCAGGAAAUACUUGCAGGGCCGGAGCAGCAUCGCCGGCUUGCUCAUUAAACCCACCAAUGAGAAGAUGAGCAUCUACAAGGCCAUGAAGAAACAACUGCUGAGCCCAGGCACGGCACUCAUCCUCCUGGAAGCACAAGCUGCCUCUGGCUUCAUCAUUGACCCAGUGAGAAGCAAGAAGCUCUCUGUAAACGAGGCUGUGAAAGAAGGAGUAAUUGGACCAGAGCUGCACAAUAAAAUGCUGUCUGCCGAGAGGGCGGUGACUGGGUACAGAGACCCCUACACUGGAGACAAGAUCUCCCUCUUCCAGGCCAUGACAAAGGACCUCAUUGUCCAAGACCACGGCAUCCGCCUGCUGGAGGCCCAAAUCGCCACCGGCGGCAUCAUCGACCCCGUGAACAGCCACCGCCUGCCCGUGGAAGCGGCUUACAAGCGGGGCUACUUCGAUGAAGAGAUGAACCAGACCCUGUCAGACCCCACAGAUGACACCAAGGGCUUCUUCGACCCCAACACGCAGGAGAACCUGACCUACCUGCAGCUGAUGGAGAGAUGCGUGACUGACCCUGAGACUGGACUUCUCCUCUUGCCACUCACCGACAGAGCAGCCAAAGGAGGAGACCUGGCCUACACGGAUCAAGAGGCCAAAGAUGUUUUCAAGAAGGCCACGGUGUCUGCCCCCUUCGGCACAUUCAAAGGAAAGACGGUGACCAUCUGGGAGAUCAUCAACUCGGAAUACUUUACCGAGGAGCAGAGGCGAGACCUGCUCCGGCAGUACAAGACUGGCAAGAUCACCGUGGAGAAGAUCAUCAAGAUCGUCAUCACCGUAAUGGAAGAGAGUGAGAAGAAGAGCCAGCUGUGCUUUGAAGGGCUCCGCGCGGCUGUCCCUGCCGCCGAGCUGCUGGAGAGCAAAAUCAUUGACAAAGAACUCUAUAACCAGCUGCACCAGGGCAAGAAGUCUGUGACGGACGUGGCUGAUGCAGACGCCAUAAAGAGGUAUCUGAAGGGCACCGACACCAUUGCUGGCGUCCUGGUGGAGUCGACUGGGCAGAAGUUCGCGCUCUAUGACGCCCUGAAGAAAAACCUGCUGAAGCCAGAGGCUGCCCUGCCACUGCUGGAAGCCCAGGCAGGCACGGGGUACAUCAUCGAUCCCGUUCGGAACGAGAAGCUCUCGGUGGACGAGGCAGUGAGAGCUGGGAUUGUCGGGCCAGAGUUCCAUGAGAAGCUGCUGUCUGCAGAGAAGGCUGUGACUGGCUACAAAGACCCGUACACUGGACAGACUGUCUCCCUGUUCCAGGCACUAAGGAAAGGCCUGAUCCCCAGCGAUGCCGGGCUCCGCCUGCUGGACGUCCAGCUGGCCACUGGUGGCAUAGUGGACCCUGUGAACAGCCACCAUCUGCCGCUCGAGGUUGCCUGUAAGCGGGGCUACUUCGACGAGGAGACAAACAAGGCCCUGUCCACUCCCAGUGACGACACCAAGGCCUUCUACGACCCCAACACUCAGGAGAACCUCACCUAUGCCCAGCUGCAGAAGAGAUGCCGACCGGACAAGCAGACCGGCCUCUACCUGCUGCCCCUCUCAGACCAGGCCAUCCGGUCACAGCAGGAGGAGGUCUACACUGACAGCCAGGCGAAGGAGUCCUUGGACAAGGCGACCCUGGAGGUGCCAGCUGGCAGCCUGAAGGGCAGGACAGUGACGAUCUGGGAGCUGAUCCACUCUGAGUAUUUCACCGAGGAGCAAAGGAGGGAGCUGCUGCGACAGUACAAGACUGGCAAGGUCACCAUUGAGAAGAUCAUCAAGAUAAUGAUCACCAUCAUUGAGGAAAUGGAGACCAAGAAGCAGGAGAAGCUGAUGUUCAGCGGCCUCCGAGCACCUGUGCCUGCUAGCGAGCUGCUGGAGUCUAGGGUCCUUAGCAAAGCCCAGUACGAGCAGCUCAAGGAAGGUAAGAAGUCGGUGAAAGACCUCUCUGAGACGGACUCUGUGAAGAGGUUCCUGCGGGGCAGCGACUGCAUCGCUGGCAUCUACAUGGAAGACACGAAGGAGAAACUGAACCUCUACGAGGCCAUGAAGAGAAACCUGCUGAGGCCAAGCACCGCUGUCACCCUGAUGGAAGCUCAAGCAGCCAGUGGGUUCAUGGUCGACCCCGAAAGGAACCAAAAACUGUGUGUCAACGAUGCUGUGAAAGCUGGUCUCGUUGGGCCGGAGCUCCAUGAGAAGCUGCUCUCCGCAGAGAAGGCCGUCACUGGGUACAAGGACCCCUACUCUGGGAACACCAUCUCCCUCUUUGAAGCCAUGAAGAAGGGGCUGAUCCUCAAGGAGCACGGCAUCCGCCUGCUGGAGGCCCAGGUGGCCACCGGCGGCAUCAUCGACCCCGUGCACAGUCACCGCCUCCCUGUGGAGGUGGCGUACAAGCGGGGCUAUUUCGACCACGAGAUGAACCGGAUCCUCUCUGACCCCAGCGACGACACCAAGGGCUUCUUCGACCCCAACACGCAGGAGAACCUCACCUACCUGCAGCUAAAGGAGAGGUGCAUAGAGGACCCCGAGACCGGCCUGUACCUCCUGCCCCUGAAGCAGCCGGAGAAGUCCACCAUGGUGGAGACGACCCACGUGUACACGGAGGCAGAGACCCGGAAAGCAUUUGAGGAAACGCAGGUCAGCAUCCCCGUGGGCAGCAUGGCCGGUUCCUCCAUGUCCCUGUGGGAGAUCAUGCAGUCAGACCUCAUCCCUGAGGAGCAGCGGAAGCGACUGAUGGAGGAGUUCCGCUCCGGCCAGGUGACCAAGGAGCGCAUGAUCAUCAUCAUCAUUGAGAUCAUCGAGAAGACAGAGAUCAUCCGGCAGCAGGACCUAACCUCCUACGACUUUGUCCGGCGCCGGAUCACUGCCGACGACCUCUAUGAGGCCAGGAUCAUCUCCCUGGAGAUAUAUAACCUGCUGAAGCAAGGCUCCAGGACCAUCCAAGAGAUCCUGGAGAUGGAGACCAUCUGGAAAUACCUGUAUGGAACUGGCUGCAUAGCUGGCAUCUACAUCCCCUCCACCAAGCAAAAGCUCAGUGUCUAUCAGGCCCUGAAGAAAGGGCUGAUCAGCUCUGAGGUAGCCCGCUCCCUGCUGGAGGCCCAGGCUGCCACUGGCUUCAUGAUUGACCCCAUAAAGAAUGAGAUGCUGACAGUAGACGAAGCUGUCAGGAAAGGAGUGGUGGGGCCAGAAAUCCACGACCGGCUGCUGUCCGCAGAGAGAGCUGUGACUGGCUACAGGGACCCGUACAGUGAGCAGAAGAUCUCGCUCUUCCAGGCCAUGAAGAAGGAUCUGAUCCCCGCCGAGGAAGCCCUCCGGCUGCUGGAUGCUCAGCUAGCCACUGGUGGCAUCAUCGACCCGUUCCUGGGGUUCCACUUGCCCUUGGAGGUUGCCUAUCAGCGUGGCUUCUUCAGCAAGGAGACUUGCGACAGGCUGUCGGAGCCCAGCGAGGUCCGGAGCUACAUGGACCCCUCCACGGAUGAGAAGCUCAGCUACCUGCAGCUCCUCAAGCGGUGCCGGAAGGAUGAGAACAACGGCCAGCUGUUGCUGCCCCUGUGUGACACCAGGAAGCUGACCUUCCGGGGCCUGAGGAAGCAGAUCAGCGUGGAGGAGCUGGUGCGCUCCCAGGUCAUGGAUGAAGCGACAGCCCAGCGCCUCCAAGAGGGCUUAACUUCCAUCGAAGAAGUCUCCAAAAACCUGCAGAAGUUCCUGGAGGGCACCAGCUGCAUCGCUGGUGUCUUCGUGGACUCCACCAAGGAACGGCUCUCUGUGUACCAAGCCAUGAAGAAAGGCAUCAUCCGGCCUGGCACAGCUUUUGAGCUGCUGGAGGCCCAGGCAGCCACUGGGUACGUGAUCGACCCCAUCAAGGGCCUCAAGCUGACAGUGGAGGAGGCGGUGCGGAUGGGCAUAGUGGGCCCAGAGUUCAAGGACAAGCUCCUUUCAGCGGAGAGGGCGGUGACCGGUUACAAAGAUCCCUACUCGGGCAAACUGAUCUCCCUCUUCCAGGCCAUGAAGAAGGGCCUGAUCCUGAAAGAUCAUGGGAUCCGUUUGCUAGAGGCCCAGAUCGCAACAGGAGGCAUUAUCGAUCCAGAGGAAAGCCAUCGCCUGCCCGUGGAGAUGGCUUACAAGCGGGGCCUGUUCGAUGAGGAAAUGAACGAGAUCCUCCUGGACCCCAGUGACGACACCAAGGGCUUCUUUGAUCCCAACACCGAGGAGAACCUGACCUACCUGCAGCUCAUGGAGCGGUGCAUCACCGACCCGGAGACCGGGCUGUGCCUGCUCCCUCUGAAGGAGAAGAAGCGGGAGAGAAAAACCUCGUCCAAGUCAUCUGUCCGCAAGCGCAGAGUGGUGAUCGUCGACCCAGAGACAGGGAAGGAGAUGUCAGUUUAUGAAGCCUACCGCAAAGGACUCAUUGACCACCAGACUUACCUGGAGCUCUCCGAGCAAGAGUGUGAGUGGGAAGAGAUCACCAUCUCCUCCUCGGACGGCGUGGUCAAGUCCAUGAUCAUCGACAGGAGGUCCGGGCGACAGUACGACAUUGACGACGCGAUUGCAAAGGGCCUGAUUGAUCAGUCUGCCCUGGACCAGUAUCGCUCUGGCACCCUGUCCAUCACUGAGUUCGCAGACAUGCUCUCUGGAAAUGUGAGUGGCUUCCGAUCGAGAUCUUCUUCUGUUGGGUCCUCUUCCUCCUACCCCGUAAGCCCAGCCCCUGCGAGAGCUCAGCUGACAUCCUGGAGUGACCCUGCUGAAGAGAGCGGUCCGAUUGCCGGGAUCCUGGACACGGACACUCUGGAGAAAGUGUCCAUCACGGAGGCCAUGCACCGCAAUCUCGUAGACAACAUCACUGGACAGAGGCUGCUGGAGUCCCAGGCCUGCACUGGAGGCAUCAUCGACCUCAGUACUGGGGAGAAAUUCUCUGUUGCUGAUGCAGUCAACAAGGGCCUGGUUGACAAAAUCAUGGUGGACAGGAUCAACCUCGCUCAGAAGGCCUUCUAUGGCUUUGAGGAUCCGAGAACCAAGAUGAAAAUGUCCGCCGCCCAAGCCUUGAAGAAGGGCUGGCUGUACUAUGAAGCCGGGCAGCGGUUCCUGGAGGUACAAUACCUGACGGGUGGGCUGAUUGAGCCUGACGUGCCAGGCCGGGUCUCGCUCGAUGACGCACUGCAGAAAGGCACAGUCGACACGCGCACAGCCCAAAAGCUGCGGGACGUGAACACCUACUCCAAGUAUCUCACCUGCCCCAAAACAAAACUGAAGAUCUCCUACAAGGAUGCAAUGGACAGAAGCAUGGUAGAGGAGGGAACAGGCCUGCGCCUGCUGGAAGCUUCCUCCCAGUCCAGCAAAGGAUACUACAGCCCCUACAACGUCAGUGGCUCUGGCUCCACCUCUGGCUCUAGAUCGGGCUCCCGAACAGGAUCUAGAUCAGGCUCCAGGCGAGGGAGCAUUGAUGCCACUGGCUCCGGCUUCUCCAUGACCUUCUCUUCCUCAUCCUACUCUUCCUCCAGCUAUGGACGCAGAUACACAUCAGGUCCCCAAAGCGACGUGGAUGCUGCUGAACUCACACUCGCCUUGUCCAGCCUCAACGGGAGCUGUGGAUGGGAAGCAAACAGGAAGCUUCCCAAAGUGCAGAGGCCUCAGCUGACAGUGGCAUAAAGUCCCCUCCCUGCCUGACCCAGCCCCCCCCCCUUUAUCCUGCUCUGCAUGUGGUAAAGCUACUGGCUAAUCAUCCGAUUAUUAUUUUUAAACCCCAAUGUUCUUCCAAAGCAGUGCCUAAAGUUUAACCAAAAAGACAAGACUAAUAUAUAUUAAUAUAUAUGAUUGUUGGGAGAGUAUUUGUAUAUUUAGCGAUGAGAGAGAGAACACACCCCUCCAGCUCAGUAACCCAGGAGCUUGCUUCGGUUCGUACCAUCUGCAGAGUAGCCAAAAGCAGCCACCAUCGAGCCGCUCCCACAGCCCGGCGGAACCUGCUGACAGUUUUGAGCCUAACCAGCUAGUGACUUUUUUAUUAACUCUGCCAGCUUCAUGCCAUGCCACCCCCAGAGGAGGAGAGGAUACUGUCCCCAGCUCCUAGACCUGCUGCCCUCCCCUCUUCCCAUGAAAAGAGACUGUGACCGUGGACUGACCACACCGUCCCUCUGCACACCAGCUCUGGAGCCGUUGCCCGGAUCCUUUCUGCUGCCCUUUGGCAGGGCGGAGGAGGAGGCUGCUGUCUGCUACCUGCCUCCUCCCAAGCACUGCUUAGCCUGCCUCCCAGAACCUCCCCACAGCCGCUGUGGACUCAGCACUCAGACUACAUCUUUUUCCAGUCCCACCAAAGAAGUCCCCCUGCCACUGGGAGAAUUCCUUAGCUGGGUCUCUGAUGUUAGCAAGUCCUGGAUCAG
Messenger RNA from Chelonoidis abingdonii (Abingdon island giant tortoise), 15085 nucleotides. The record is from RefSeq and is a predicted model, not a curated record. Lineage: Eukaryota; Metazoa; Chordata; Testudines; Testudinidae.